AUGCGACCAGUCAAUAUCGAAACCAUCUCCCUGAGCUCGGCAUUCUUCCGGGACCGAGCCCUUCUACUUCUAAACUUGAACCGUUUCGCCGUCCGCAACAUUGAGGACGCACUUGACGAGAGCUUGGCAAAUGUCACCAGCAAGAACGGUCUAAUACUCCCCCGCGAAAUUUGGGACAUGAUCUUGAAGGAAGUCGCCUCCAAGGAUCACGAUACGAACGACCGAUUCUGUCUCGUCCAGGCAAAUUGCAUUACGGAAAUCCCCAAGGGGAAGAUCCUUCUCUGCCGUCGGGCAGAACUGCAGGGAGUCGCGCGGUGCGGUACCUUCCAGAGAGUCGGCGAUGUCGAAGCGUUCGAAGCAUGGUCGACCGCGCCGUACGAGCCCUGUGGGGAGCCGAGCAACAACGUGAGUAAGCACGUCGAUCCCAGUACAUGGAGGAUCGACCACCCAGACGGCCCGAGCAAUGAGUUUGCAAUCCGUCUCUCCUCCUCGCUUCCCGAGAUGCCGUUUCUCUACCAGGACAUCGAGGUUCCCGAUAUCGAACGUUGUACCGGUGGGUUGAUACUGAGCGAGCUAUACAUAUUCCAACGAUACUGCGGAGACAAGGUAUUGGUAAACCCAUUCUACAGCGAGACUCAUAAACCUGAGUUGCGGGAGGAACUGUGGGCUCUCGAAUGCACUCUAAAAUCCCGGAUUUACGGGAGGAUUGAGGAGCUUGGCUAUGAUGAGGAUGUGAUCGAAGAUGUCCCCGUCGCUGGGCGAGUAGCUUUGGCGCCUGCUGCUGAAGCAGCUGGUGCAGCCUCUGCGCCACUCGAUGUAUCCGAUUAUGAAAACUGCGAGGAUGAAGAUGAAGAUGAGGAGAACGACCAGGCCAAUCUUUUCGACGAUCGGGGUACCCGAGCUUGAGGAGCUGGAUGAUUCUUGACGAAGAGCGAUAUUGGUGAUGGGAGCACUUUGAAUAAUGUCGUCUUCGGAGAUAGAGGUAGCCCGUUGGAGCACAGGAGCAGCAGUGGCGAGAUGAGGGAGUGUCGCGGAUAGAAGCUGAAGGAUCGGAGCGAGGAGAGCGGCGCGCCGUCGAGGAAUAAACGUCAUUAUGGUGAAUGAUGGGGGUUCUGGGGGCGGAAUGGAAGGGGUUGGGGUUCGAGGAGGUUCCUAUUCCAAAUGCCGGCAUUGUCGUGUUGGCCCCGCUUAGAUAUAUAGUUAAUUG
This is a messenger RNA of Phialemonium atrogriseum, 1207 nucleotides long. RefSeq lists its product as uncharacterized. NCBI's taxonomy places the organism in Eukaryota, Fungi, Ascomycota, Sordariomycetes, Cephalothecales, Cephalothecaceae. The record is from RefSeq and is a predicted model, not a curated record. The transcript has 4 exons. Bases 1 to 906 code for a protein of 301 amino acids.